Molecule: messenger RNA, 1249 nt
Organism: Phlebotomus papatasi
Lineage: Eukaryota; Metazoa; Arthropoda; Insecta; Diptera; Psychodidae
Gene: Mat1
Product: CDK-activating kinase assembly factor MAT1
Exons: 3
Coding region: 235-1164 (309 amino acids)
Biological process (GO): regulation of transcription by RNA polymerase II; positive regulation of cyclin-dependent protein serine/threonine kinase activity; nucleotide-excision repair
Cellular component (GO): transcription factor TFIIH holo complex
Molecular function (GO): cyclin-dependent protein serine/threonine kinase activator activity
Source: RefSeq, a predicted model, not a curated record
UGCUAGCGACGCCAUGCGAGUGCCGCUCAAAAAACCCAAGAUACCAGCCGUCAAGUUCGCUCCAAGAAAAAGUUUUUCAUCCUCAAAAUACGCCUAAAAUCCAGAGAUUCUCUAAAGAUUCCCCCAAUAAUUGUUCAGAAAUAUGUGCUUUUCAAUCUCCACGUGAAAAUUCUAAAAAUUCCCAUCAACAUCCUUAGAUAUUUGCAUUCAAAGUCAAUCUAACCUCAAAAAACCAUGGAUGAUCAAGUUUGUCCGCGAUGCAAAACAACAAAAUACAGAAAUCCUUCCCUCAAGCUUAUGGUGAAUGUCUGUGGGCAUACACUAUGUGAAAGCUGUGUGGAUUUACUCUUCCUCAAAGGAUCUGGUUCCUGUCCGGAAUGCAAUGUUCCUCUCCGGAGAAGCAAUUUUCGCAUUCAGCUCUUCGAAGAUCCGAUGGUGGAGAAAGAGGUGAACAUCAGAAAACGCAUCCUGAGGGAUUACAACAAGAAAGAAGAUGAUUUUGAAACCUUAGAAGAAUACAAUAAUUACCUGGAGGAGAUAGAGACAAUUGUCUUCAAUCUCUCAAAUGACAUAGACGUUGUGAACACCAACAAGCGGAUAGAGCAGUAUAAGAAAGAAAACCGAGAGAUAAUCACAAAGAAUAAAAGUCGAGUGGGAAGAGAGGAGUACGAGCUAGAUGAAUUAAUUGAGGAAGAGAAGCAACUCGAGGAUGAACGUCGGAAGCAACUCCAACAGAUUGAGCAAGAGAACAAGAAAAAGAAGAUGCGAGAGAAGGAAGCUCUCAUUGAUGAGCUAAUGUCCAGCCAUCAAAAUGCAGCAGAAAUUGUCAGUGUCUAUGCCAAGAAGGCUGAACAAAUUCAGGAAGAAGCUAAAGUUGUCCCAGUGCCAAAAGCCACACAAUUCUCCACAGGAAUCAAAUUUUCUCGAGGUGGACAGCAAGGUUUCUUGCCAGUUCCGAAGCUGGAUGAAGGUCCUUUGUAUUCAUACAAGCCCCUCCUGAAGAUUUUCGACGGUCCGGAACCGCCGUCAGAGGAGGAAAUCAUCUCAUCAGGCUACAUCAAACACAUUCGAGCGGAAAAUUCUCAGGAGAAAGCUGGUGGAUACACAGCAACUUAUGCGUGUCAGAGAGCACUUCAGGAAGCUCUUCAGGGACUCUAUGACUGAACCACAGUGGACUAUGUUAAGUUUCAAAGUAAGUAACUAUAUAUUAUUAUUUCUAAUUCAAUAAAAGUUGUAUACAACAGAAAAA